UCUGCCGCCAACGUCUCAGCUCCUCCCACAUCUGAGUUUUCAUUUCCUGCUCCCUCUGCAGCCCCGCCCAGGCCAACCUACCCGCGACUAGGACGCGUUCGCUUUCGUUCAGGCUUUCCAAUACUCGGGACUGGGGAAACCCGGAGAAUAGAAGGAGGCAAGGACCGCCGUGGGCAGCGAGGUAUCCCCACCGCAGCCAAUCGGCUUCCGAAGUAGGUGAGUUGCUGUCUAAAGAGAAAGACAAAUUCCAGUAUCUUUCAGUCCAUCGGCCAGACAAGCCAUUCCCCAGGUGAGUUGUUUUUUGUUGUACUCGUGGAAAAGAAAAGUUCAAGGGAAGAGAACAGGCUCAAGUCUGCUUCUCACGCUGGCUCUGGGGAUUAGGAAGUUCAGAAAGUUUUGUUUCAGACUGGCAGUGCUGGCUGAUAUAAACACAGCGUCAAGUACUGCACGCUGCAGCUACCUGAGGCCCCCGAACGGCCAGUCUCCCCGCUUUUCCAGUGGUCCAUAGAAGCAAAAGAAAGGAGAGACAGAAGAGGGGAGAGGUACGUGGGAGGUUUAGGCGGAAGAGGCACGGCUGAUUUAAAAGUGAAAGAAAGUAACCAAUUGGUUCGCAGACAACCUUAAAAGGCUGGCGAUUCAAACCCCUAGCCCCACCUGCUCCGUUUCCCGCCGAGCUGGAGCUCUGGAGUCUUUGCUUCCUCAAAUGCGAGCGGGACGUGCACUGAGCGCUGGAUUCCAGGCCCAGUGCUGGCGAGGCGCGCAGUGAGAGAGCACAUAGAGCGCUGGGGUGCUCCACGGGCUUUGAAGAUACUGCUCUAACUUGAAAAUUUGAAAUUAGUAUUUCAGCUGAAUCAUCCAUUCAUCUUCAAGCCAUCAUGAGCUGUAAGAAGCAGAGGUCACAGAAGCACUCAGUCAAUGAAAAAUGUAAUAUGAAAAUCGAUCACUAUUUUUCUCCGGUCUCUAAAAAGCAACAGAAUAAUUCCAGUACUUCUCAAAUGAGGAUGGAGUCUAGAGGAGGCCCAAGAGACAUAACUAAUACCCAGGCUCAAGAAUUCCAUUCACUUAAGAAAAAUCCAGAAGACCAGACUAUGCCCAAAAAUAGGAUAAUACUUGUUACCUUGGAUGUAAACUACAGGAAAAACCAAAAUAUGAAACAUGAGCUCACACAUAGUGAGAAUGGUAGCUUAUAUAUGGCUCUCAACACUCUCCAGGCUCUCAGAAAAGAGAUAGAAACUCACCAAGGCCAAGAAAUGCUUGUGCGUGGCACAGAAGGAAUCCAAGGGUACAUAAACCUGGGAAUGCCCCUCAGUUGUUUCCCUGAAAGCUGCCAUGUGGUCAUUACGUUUUCCCAAAGUAAAAGUAAGCAGAAGGAAGAUAACCACGUAUUUGGCCGGCAUGACAAAGCAUCGACUGAAUGUGUCAAAUUUUACAUUCAUGCAGUUGGAAUUGGGAAGUACAAAAGAAGGAUUGUUAAAUGUGGGAAGCUUCACAAAAAAGGGUGCAAACUCUGUGUUUAUGCUUUCAAAGGAGAAACCAUCAAGGACGCUCUGUGCAAGGAUGGCAGAUUUCUUUCCUUUCUGGAGAAUGAUGAUUGGAAACUCAUUGAAAACAAUGACUCUAUUUUAGAAAGCACCCAGCCAGUCGAUGAAUUAGAAGGCAAACACUUUCAGGUUGAGGUUGAGAAAAGAAUGGUCCCCAGUGCAGCAGCUUCUUGGAAUCCUGAGUCAGAGAAAAGAAACACCUGUGUGUUGAGAGAACAAAUCGUGGCUCAGUACCCCAGUCUGAAAAGAGAAAGUGAAAAAAUCAAGGAAAACUUCAAGAAAAAAAUGAAAGUAAAAAAUGGGGAAACAUUAUUUAAAUUGCAUAGAGUAAAGUUUGGGAAAGUAACAAAAAACUCUUCUUCGAUUAAAGUAGUGAAACUUCUUGCACAUCGCAGUGACUCAGUUGGGUACUUAUUCUGGGACAGUGGAACUACGGGUUGCGCCACCUGCUUUGUUUUUAAAGGAUUGUUCAUUUUAACUUGUCGGCAUGUAAUAGAUUACAUUGUGGGAGACGGAAUAGAGCCAAGUAAGUGGGCAGCCAUAAUUGGUCAAUGUGUAAGGGUGACAUUUGGUUAUGAAGAGCCAGAAGGAAAGGAAACAAACUACUUUUUCGUUGAACCUUGGUUUGAGAUACAUAAUGAAGAGCUUGACUAUGCUGUCCUGAAACUGAAGGAAAAUGGACAACAAGUACCUAUGGAACUAUACAAUGGAAUUACUCCUGUGCCACUUAGUGGGUUGAUACAUAUUAUUGGCCAUCCAUAUGGAGACAAAAAGCAUAUUGAUGCUUGUGCUGUGAUCCCCCAGGGUCAGCGAGCAAAGAAAUGUCAGGAACAUGUUCAGUCUAAAGAAGCAGAAAGUCCAGAGUAUGUCCAUAUGUAUACUCAAAGCAGUUUCCAGGAAAUAGUUCACAACCCUGAUGUGAUUACCUAUGACACUGAGUUUUUCUUCGGGACUUCCGGCUCCCCUGUGUUUGAUUCAAAAGGUUCAUUGGUGGCCAUGCAUGUUGCUGGCUUUACUUAUAACUACCAAAAUGAGACUCGUAGUAUCAUUGAGUUUGGCUCUACUAUGGAAUCCAUACUCCUUGAUAUUAAGCAAAGAUAUAAGCCAUGGUAUGAAGAAGUAUUUGUAAGUCAGCAGGAUGUAGAAAUGAUAAGUGGUGAGGACUUGUGAGAAUUCAGUCUGUUAGAUUUAAGGGAAUGACUUAUGGAGUUAUUUCGUAGGCAUUGAUAAUGGUUUUCUAAAUUCCAAAAUGGUCAUCUUAUCAAUAAUAAUAAUAAUGACCAUUUUCUAUCUGCCAGGCAUUUUUCUAAGCACAUGAAGAAAUUAGUCCUAAAAACACUCUGAGAUGGACUAUAACUUGCCCAGUUUUUUGUUUGUUUCUUUGUUUUGUUUUGUUUGAGACUGAGUCUCACUCUGUCGCCUGGGCUGGAGUGCAGUGGUGCAAUCUCAGCUCACUGCAACUUCCACCUCCCAGGUUCAAGCGAUUCUUAUGCCUCAGCCUCUUGAGUAGCUGGGAUUACAGGCAAACGCAACCACACCCAGCUAAUUUUUUUUUUUUUUUUUUUUUUUGCAUUUUUAGUAGAGACAGUUUCACCAUGUUGGUCAGGCUGGUCUCGAACUCCCGACCUCGUGAUCUGCCUGCCUCAGCCUUCCAAAGUGCUGGGAUUACAGGUGUGAGCCACCACGCCUGGCCAACUUGCCCUAUUUUAAAGUCAAGCAAUGUGAAGAAUAACAAGAUUAAAUAAUAAUCAGUUUCAUGACACUAAAAGUCUUAUAAUCAUUGGGUUUUUUCAUCUUUCAUAUCUUUGCCUAAAUUCAUUUGCUACAGUGCAGGAACUAAAACUUGUUCAUCUCAUGAUUCCCUACAUCUGACAUAAGGAAAAUAAGUGCUCAGAAAAAUGUGCAGGUCAAUCAGUUGCAAAAGUUGGGGCUGCAGUUAAUGCUUACAUAAGAGCUAAAUGCUUGAUUAGAAAUGAUCUCAAAAUCUUUUAGAAUUUUCAAAAUCCUCAUAUUACUGAAACUGUCAGAAUAUAUGGGUCCUGAAAUUCAGAUGAUAGUCACUCUUCCCAUAUUUAUAGGCUAUUGAGGCAAGAGAUAUCUUAAACAUCAUAUUACUUUAUUUAGAUUUCUACUGUUUCGAUUAUUAAUGUUAUGUUUUUCUCAUUGUUUUACUUCUUCAUGGUAUUAUGAAGACUGUAUAGAUGAUUCAACCAAGCCUGCAAAUCUCCCUCAUUUGGAAUUCUACUGGACCCAAUCCGUUUUCCAUUGCCAUUGCAAUGCUACUAAAGCCGUGCAAUAUCAAGCACCUUCCCUCUAGGUCCAGGGACUAUAACAGAAGGUGGGCAUGUAGGAUUUUAAGGGCUGGUUUCAAGAGGUGGAGUGUAGGAAAACAGCCUGUUUUAUUGCAAGAGUGAUGUCAUCUUGAAGUGUAGCCGGCAGGAUGACUGCUGUUUGACUCCUGCAUACCAAGAUAUUCUGCAGCAAUGUCUUUAAACAAUGCUGAUAGUGCAGAUAACCCCUCAUAAAGAUGCUUAUCUAACCUCCCCAGUGGUCAAGUGUUUCACAAGAAAGUCUGAGAUAUGACCAGCUACACAUGUUUUGCCAAAAUUGCUUGCUAUAUAAAGGGUACUUUUGGGAGGGUGAGUGCCACCAUUUAGUGGCUGCUAGAAACAUUGCUUCUGUUUGUAAGUUCCUAUUAAAUGUUUCUUUCUGAGAAA
Messenger RNA from Cercocebus atys (sooty mangabey), 4258 nucleotides. It is a transcript of the gene FAM111A, whose product is annotated as family with sequence similarity 111, member A. Bases 876 to 2711 code for a protein of 611 amino acids. NCBI's taxonomy places the organism in Eukaryota, Metazoa, Chordata, Mammalia, Primates, Cercopithecidae. The transcript has 4 exons. The record is from RefSeq and is a predicted model, not a curated record.